Messenger RNA from Mytilus trossulus (common blue mussel), 812 nucleotides. RefSeq names its product fucolectin-4-like. The coding region runs from base 1 to 669 and encodes 222 amino acids. The transcript is spliced from 3 exons. NCBI's taxonomy places the organism in Eukaryota, Metazoa, Mollusca, Bivalvia, Mytilida, Mytilidae. The record is from RefSeq and is a predicted model, not a curated record.
AUGCAAAGCUCGACUUUAGUGGAGAAUGCCAAUCGACCAGCAAUAUCGUCUCUUGCUAAUGAUGGUAGCAAUGAACAAAACUAUAUGGCUCGCGGCGGACCAUUUUGCAGUCACACGCUAGCGGACGAGGCAAACUAUUGGUGGGCACUUGAUCUUGGACAAGAGUAUAACAUUAUCACUUUAACAAUAUACAAUAGAAGGGACUGCUGUGGUAAUCGUUUUGCGGAUUUCUUUAUAUACAUCUACAACCCGCAAAUCAACACAUGGACAAAUUUUGACGAUGAACAAGGCCAGCUCUGUUUCUUUCAUAAUGGAGCGGCUCCAGCUGUACUAAAUAUUGCCUGCAAUAGGAUUAUCCGUGGCAGAUUUGUCAAAAUAUUUAAGGAGUAUAAAUAUUCCUACAACACGGACGCGCUAACUCUGUGUGAAGUUGAAAUAUUUGCUGAUCACACUCCUGAUGAAGGAAUAUUCUGCAAGCAGAAAAAUAAACAAGCAAUGGUGAGUCUUCAACAGAAUUUGGAAAAUGCAACACCAAUACGAUGCGCCCUUUACUGUAGAGAUUCUGAUAACUGUCUUGGAUUUCAGAUGGCGAAUGGUGGGCGAUGUUCUUUGUUUCAAACAAGUAUGCAAGUUGAUGGUAUUAGUGAUGAUUAUUAUGAACGAUGCUGAACAAUACAUCGACCGUAUAUGUAAUGUAACUAUUCGAAAGAUAUAGUUCUUAUUGGUUUAACUAAACUGUGAGUUUGAAUGAAGACAUAUUUUGCAAUACGGAACCAUUUGGCUUUAUUGAAGAGAAAACAAAAUUGUUCGCU